Molecule: messenger RNA, 1212 nt
Organism: Trypanosoma brucei brucei TREU927
Lineage: Eukaryota; Euglenozoa; Kinetoplastea; Trypanosomatida; Trypanosomatidae
Product: aspartate aminotransferase
Exons: 1
Coding region: 1-1212 (403 amino acids)
Biological process (GO): amino acid metabolic process; biosynthetic process
Molecular function (GO): pyridoxal phosphate binding; L-aspartate:2-oxoglutarate transaminase activity
Source: RefSeq, a predicted model, not a curated record
AUGUCCAGGCCCUUUAAGGACUUAGCACCCGUUCCAUUGGACCCCGUCUUUGGUCUAGCGAGGGCUGCAAAGGCCGCCCCAGAACCGAAGGCGGAUCUCGUUAUUGGUGCCUACCGCGACCAAAACGGGUUGCCGUAUCCAUUAAAAGUAGUGCGGAAGGCUGAGCGGCGCAUUGUGGACAUGGGCCUUGAUAAAGAGUACCCACCCAUGACUGGUCUUCUUAACUUUGUUGAAGAAGCUGUAAAACUCGCCUACGGCAAUACGGUGCCAUUGGAGCGUAUCGCCGCCUCGCAGGGUCUCAGCGGCACCGGCUCGCUUAGCCUUGGAGCCACGCUCCUCAGGCAGGUGGUACCUGAAGAUACCCCCGUGUAUGUUUCAAAUCCCACAUGGUCAAACCACGUAUCAAUAUUCGGAAUUGUGGGUCACAAAAAUAUCCGUGAAUACCGUUACUACAGUCCCAGCACCCAUGAGCUGGACUUCGUUGGCCUCAUUGAAGAUCUGAACGUGGCCCCUCAGGGGAGUAUUAUUGUGCUGCACGCAUGUGCCCAUAACCCCACUGGUGUGGAUCCAAGCAAAGAUCAGUGGGCAACCAUCGCCGAUGUAUUUGUUGAACGUAAAUUGAUUCCCUUCUUCGACUCCGCCUACCAGGGUUUUGCAUCCGGCAGUCUCGACGAGGACGCCUACGCCAUCCGCCACUUUGCAAAGAGAGGGAUGGAAAUGCUACUUGCACAGUCCUUUUCCAAGAACAUGGGUUUGUAUGCCGAACGUGUUGGUGUGAUUUCUGCUGUCGUUUCGGAUGCUUCAAGGAAGGAGGCCGUGCGGAGCCGCCUUGAGGUGAUCGCCCGUUCCUAUUACUCAACCCCACCUGUACAUGGCGCUCGCAUCGCUCACCUCGUGAUGAGUGACAAAGAACUCCGCGCAGAAUGGGAGCAGGAACUCAAGGAGAUGGUGAACCGCGUCCGAAGCAUGCGUCAAGGUGUUUAUGAAGGGCUGAUGAAACUCGGUACUCCCGGCACUUGGGAGCACAUCAUCAACCAGAAGGGUAUGUUCUCUUAUAUGGGACUUUCAAGGCCUCAGUGCGAAAGGUUGUGCGAGAAGCGCGUUUUUGUGCUGCCUGUCGGCCGCGCCAACCUCGCAGCGUUAACGCCCUCAACAAUGGAUUUUCUGGUCAAGUCGAUUGACGAUGUUGUCCGACACGUGCGUAACAAGUAG